AUGAAUCAGGUUCGUGGGUCUUUAGAGAAUGAUCUUCUCAAACUUCGAAGUCUUCCUUCUAAAGGAAAUAUCAAUGAGUUUGACAUCCUUGUAAGCGCAAUUGAAAGUACGCUGCAAGAGCAAAAAACAAAUCCCUCACCUACCGCGUAUUUGGUUGCGUUACUGUCUCUUAUUAAAGAAAUCAACGAUUUAAACAAAGGCAUGCGGGUUCAGUCAUUCCAAUUACUAGAAGUCAUCGUAAAACAUGUUACUCCUAAUGUUUUGCAGGCAAAACUGCCCCAAAUCAUGUCGAUUCUUGUUCCUAUCGUGAGCAGAGAAGAGUCUAACAAGAUUCUUUUUAUACACUAUUUAAAUGUCAUUGAGCGACUUUUAAUCACUCAAGAUUAUAGUUCUUGGAUCAAGGGUGAUUCUUGCAAAACUGCAAUUUACAUUCUUCUCUUUUUUGCGUUAUCGGCGGCUGAAAAGCCUAGAUCUCGCGCAUUACAAGUUCUUUCAAAGGUUUUAAAAUCACCACCUCCGGGUCCUGUUUUUGAACAUCCGGCUAUGAAGUACGUUACUGACGAACCAUUACGUUUGUUGGAAGCUCUCUCCGUGGCUAGAAAGUCAAAGACUCCUGCAGAAAUUCAACGGUUGAAUCAUGGUCUUCUUCUUGUUCGCACUAUCUGCUUGUCUGCCCCUUGGCCGUCCGCAUACCUCACGAGAUUAUGCAAUGUUUGCAUUCAAAUUGUUGAGCAACGCAGCACACAGUCUAUUUACCUAGUUUUCCAGAUAUAUGAAGGCCUCUGCAAAACGUUUUCAGAUACCACGAACUUUGAGGGACUCCGGUUGGCUCUCACCACUCUACAAAAGCUUCAACCCUCCGAAUAUGAUUCUCAGCUUUUGGUCCCAUGGUUGAAGGCCAUGAAUAGCGCUAUUGAGUCUUCAAACGGUCUUUCCAAACCUGAAGCUGUGUCGGACUGUGUUACUAGAUUUUCCCGCGUUUUUACUUUGCUUGAGUCGGAUGCCGUCGAAGUACGCUUAGAGACUGCUAAUACCUUAUCGACCAUAGUAAGUUGCUUAGACAAUUCACCAGGAUCUCUUUCCGUCGCAUCUCAACUUUGUAACCAGUUAUGUGAAGCUCUUAAAAGUGUUCAUUACCGCUUUGCUUAUCCCGAGUGUUUUCAAAUCAUUUCUCGAUUAUGUGAAACCAUCGGAAAGGGUAGUGAUCCUGUUUUGAUUCCGGCUUUGGGACUUAUUGACUACCUUCGCGGUGCUGAAACAUUUGACGGAAAGGUUUUAGCAGAUGAGGUUAUAGGUACUUUUGUUCGCGUUCUUGGACCUGAAACCGUUUUGGAUGUGCUUCCUCUAAACUUGGAAAUGCAGACUGCCAACGCUGUUGGUCGAGCUUGGCUUCUUCCAGUUUUGCGAGAUAACAUAAUGUUUACGAAUCUUUCGCAUUUUAGUAACUACUUCAUUCCCCUCAGUGGAUCCCUUUACCAAAAGAUUUUGGAUAUGGAAGAUCUUGACAGUGUUCCCGCAAAAUUAUACCAAACACUCGUUGAUCAAAUGUGGGCGUUGCUACCUGGUUAUUGCUAUCUUCCGGUAGAUUUACAACAAGCCUUCACGAAUGAAUUUGCUGGUAUCCUUGUAAAUGUUUUAUACGAACAAGUUAGUUUGCGAUCAACAAUCUGCAACAGUUUAACCUUAUUAAUUGAAACAAACCAUAAGGCCGCAAAUAGCGUUCCUCUUGAGGCUGGUAUUCCAGUGCCGUUGGAUACCCAAGAAGCUUCCAACAAUUUGCAAUUUUUGGGCGGCAUUGCUUCCAACUUUCUCUCUGUCUUAUUGAAUGUCUUCUCCUCUACUUCUUCUCAAUUCCGUUACCCUAUUUUAAAGUGCAUCCAAACGUGGCUUUCCAUCUCUCCACCCGAUACAGUUUCUUCUAUUUACAGAAAGAUUACUGAUCUUCUUCCUAACAGUUUAGAUGAGUUAGCUGGCUCUUAUAAAAUAUCGGGUGAUAGUAAUGCAACGCCUAUGGCUUAUUCUUUGAUGGACUUGCUCGUUGUUUUACCCUCAUUUUUGAAUCAAGAAUACUGUCCUGCAUUGUUUAAUUAUGUUCAAGAGUUCUUAAAUCAUCGGGAUGCGGCAAUCCAGAAAAAAGGUUACAAAUUGUUGUCUGCUAUGUUACGCACAGAAUUUGGCAGAGGAUACGCAAAUCUGAAUAUGGUUAACGUUUUUGAGUUGUUGUUUAGUGUCUCUAGUCGCGUCAUUUCUUCCACUCGUAAGGAUCGGUUGGUCAGUUUAACAGAACUAUUCAAAAUCCAAUCUGAUGAACUUAAUAGCGUUAUUCCUAAGGUACUUCCGGAAGCGAUCAUCGCAACCAAAGAAGUUAAUGAAAGGGCUCGUUCUGCUGCUUUCCAACUUUUGAUGACAAUUGCUGCUUCCGCGGUGCAGUCUAAUCUUUUCGGCGACUCGACUCCAGUAAGAGUGGAGAAGUUCCUUUCGGUUAUUAGUGCUGGUUUAGCAGGCUCAUCUACUCACAUGAUUAGCGCUGCUAUUAUUGCAAUUUCAAGUGUGGUGCUUGAAUACAAGGAGUUUCUCACGCAACAUUUUUUGCUUGAAUUGAUGAAUACUAUGAAUCUGUUCAUGACAUCUGCAAAUAGAGAAAUUGCAAAAGCAGCUAUCGACUUUACUAAGAUUGCUAGCUCUACCUUGCCUUCAGAUUUCGUAAAACCGCUUCUUCCUGAUCUUGUUCCUAAUCUUUUGUCGUGGUCCCAUGAAAGCAAGGGCCAUUUCCGUGCCAAGGUUAAGCAUAUUCUAGAGAAGAUGGUUCGGAAGUUCGGUUUUGCAGCCGUGGAGCCAUAUGUGCCGGUUGCUGACAAGAAGCUUAUUUCGAAUAUACGGAAAACACAAGAGCGUAAGUUGCGUCAGCGUGGCCAGAAACGUGAAGAGAAGCCUGCAACAAACAUGCCCCGUAAGAGUUUCGCUUCCGCUUAUGAGCAGGCUGUUUACGACACAGACAGUGAGGAAGAGGAAGAAGAUGUGGACGAAACUAUGGAAGAUGCUAACAAUACGAGAUUGGAGAAAUCAUAUGUUAAAGAAGAUGGUGAAGAUGAACCAUUGGAUUUGCUGGAUAUAGAAGCUAUCUCUAAAAUUUCGUCCACUGAUCCCUCGCAACAAAAUAAGCGCAAACAAGUGGCUCCUAGUUCUUCGUUCAAAUCGAAUGAAGAAGGCCUUUUGCUGUUUGAUGAGUCCGAAUCGGAAUCCGACGGUGACGAAGGGCUCAUUGGUGCAAAAGAGCAUGCUGAAGUCAAUCGACAAUAUAUGGAAGCAGUUUCUGGUGAGGCAAGUUUCCAGCGAGGAUUAAACAAUAAAGUCAAAUUUAGCAACAAGCGCGUCCGCGAUGAUUUUGAUGAAGAUAUGGAGGAUGCUGAUGGCACAAAUUCUUCGAAGAAAUUGCAGCAAGCUAAAAAGACAUCCUCGAAAAACCGCAGCAAAAAGCAGAAAAAGCCAAGGGGGCAUUAA
Messenger RNA from Schizosaccharomyces osmophilus, 3501 nucleotides. RefSeq names its product rRNA processing protein Rrp12 (gene rrp12). The transcript has a single exon. Bases 1 to 3501 code for a protein of 1166 amino acids. The record is from RefSeq and is a predicted model, not a curated record. Lineage: Eukaryota; Fungi; Ascomycota; Schizosaccharomycetes; Schizosaccharomycetales; Schizosaccharomycetaceae.